This is a messenger RNA of Acanthosepion pharaonis, 1272 nucleotides long. The record is from the annotation of a GenBank genome assembly. Lineage: Eukaryota; Metazoa; Mollusca; Cephalopoda; Sepiida; Sepiidae.
AUGGUCCUGGCAAAUAGACUGAGGUGCAUCCGCAAAAACCGCAGCAACAACACAAGCAGCAGCAGCGAAAAUCAGAACAGCGGACGCAGCAACAACACAAGCAGCAGCAGCGAAAGUCAGAACAGCCGAGGCAGCAACAACACAAGCAGCAGCAGCGAAAGUCAGAACAGCCGAGGCAGCAACAACACAAGCAGCAGCAGCGAAAGUCAGAACAGCCGAGGCUGCAACAACACAACCAGCAGCAGCGAAAGUCAGAACAGCCGAGGCAGCAACAACACAAGCAGCAGCAGCGAAAGUCAGAACAGCCGAGGCAGCAACAACACAAGCAGCAGCAACUGCCAGAGCAGCAACAGGAAAAAGAGCUCCAGCAAAACGAGCGACCCGUGCAGGUGGAGGUCUGCUUUGAUUCUUUCUUUCUUUCUUUCUUUCUUUCUUUCUUUGUCUGAUUUUCUCCUACUAUUGUUCUCCCUCUUCUUCUUCUUUCUUUCUUUCUUUCUUUCUUUCUUUGCUUUUCUCCUGCUCUUGUUCUCCCUCCUCUUCUUUUUGCCUUUCUUUCUUUCUUUCUUUUCUUUUCUUUCUUUCUUUUCUUUCUUUCUUUUCUUUUUCUUUCUUUGUCUGCUUUUCUCCUGCUCUUGUUCUCCCUCUUGUUCUCCCUCUUCUUUCUUUCUUUCUUUCUUUCUUUCUUUCUUUCUUUCUUUCUUUCUUUCUUUGCUUUUCUCCUGCUCUUGUUCUCCCUCCUCUUCUUUUGCCUUUCUUUCUUUCUUUCUUUCUUUCUUUCUUUCUUUCUUUCUUUCUUUGCUUUUCUCCUGCUCUUGUUCUCCCUCCUCUUCUUUUGCCUUUCUUUCUUUCUUUCUUUCUUUCUUUCUUUCUUUCUUUCUUUCUUUCUUUCUUUCUUUCUUUCUUUCGUCUGCUUUUCUCCUACUAUUGUUCUCCCUCUUCUUUCUUUUUCUUUCUUUCUUUCUUUCUUUCUUUCUUUCUUUCUUUCUUUCUUUCUUUCUUUCUUUCUUUGCUUUUCUCUUACUAUUGUUCUCCCUCUUCUUUCUUUCUUUCUUUCUUUCUUUCUUUUUUUCUUUCUUUCUUUGUCGGCUUUUCUCCUGCUCUUGUUCUCCCUCUUCUUCUUUUGCCUUUCUUUCUUUCUUUCUUUCUUUCUUUCUUUCUUUCUUUCUUUCUUUCUUUCUUUCUUAUCUAAUGCAACACAAUGGUCUUUAUUUUCUCUCACCACCCCUCAACACAAACCUACAUUAUCUAAUCAGACAAAAGAACCGGCGCUAA